This is a messenger RNA of Bombus impatiens (common eastern bumble bee), 1572 nucleotides long. Its product is annotated as G/T mismatch-specific thymine DNA glycosylase-like. The transcript has a single exon. NCBI's taxonomy places the organism in Eukaryota, Metazoa, Arthropoda, Insecta, Hymenoptera, Apidae. Gene Ontology annotation, biological process: base-excision repair, AP site formation. The record is from RefSeq and is a predicted model, not a curated record. Bases 280 to 1497 code for a protein of 405 amino acids. Gene Ontology annotation, cellular component: nucleus. Gene Ontology annotation, molecular function: mismatch base pair DNA N-glycosylase activity.
UGCCGGGAUAGUAGAAAUCAUAUUAGAAGUUGUAUUUGUAUGAAUUACUCGGAGUUGAACCACUAGCGUGUGUUUCGGCGUAUUAUAGACCUCUGGUAGCAAAGUGGGAAGGUUGGCACUACAUAAAUACUUAACGAUAUCUAAUAUAACUCAAUUCAAAACAAUGAAAAGAAACAUGUCCUCAAAUGUCUUCUCAAUUAAUUUAGAAACAUUUUAUCACAACAAGCAAAAUGUGUAUAAUUGAUAUUUUGGAAAUAACGUAAUAUUUUUUCUCAAUCCAUGGUGAUAAUUUUGUACAGAGCGAUGUCUUCGCUUACUUUGAGUAAAUUAAAAAAAGCACCGAUAGGAAAGAUUGAUAAACAACGAAAAAAAAUUAACCGGUUUGAUGGAUUAACGGAAGAAGAAGUGCAAAAGUAUACUUUGCCAGAUUAUUUGGAAAUGAAUUUAGAUAUAGUUUUCGUCGGUAUAAACCCAAGUUUAAUGGCAGCCCAUCGUGGUAGAUACUACGCUGGUCCAGGUAACCAUUUUUAUAAACUUUUGCAUGAAUCAAGACUAACAUCUCGAUGUUUAAGUUACGAAGAAGAUCAUAAACUUCUUCAAUUUAGAAUUGGUUUAACAAACAUAGUAGCUCGAGCUACAAAGUCUUCUGCUGAUUUAAAGCGUACAGAGAUUAAAGAGGGUUCUAAAAUUGUAGAAGAAAAAUUAAAACUUUAUAAGCCAAAGAUUGCUGUUUUCAAUGGCAAAUGUAUCUAUGAAGUAUUUGCUAAUAAAACAGAUAAUUUCAAUUUUGGAUUACAACCAGAAAAAGUUGAUGAAACUGCAAUUUGGGUCACUCCAUCAAGUAGUGCGCGUUGUGCAAAUUUUCCAAGAAUGACAGAUAAAUUACAUUUCUUUACUUCCUUGAAAAAAUAUUUGCAGUUCCUAAAAGGAGAAAUCAAAGAUAUUGAUAUGAAAGAAUUCUUGUUCGAAGGAAAAUGCAAACAGUUUAUUCCACAAACGUCAAAAAUGUGGCGGCGAAAAAAUAUGUCUACAUUCCUACAUGGAGGAAGAAUUGCUAAUAAAGAUACAAUAUGUCUAGAUACAUCUGAUGAAAAUGUAGCAAUAGCACAUAGUACAGAGUUCAUUGUAAAGAAACUUGAACCUGAUAAAAGUGAUAAAACUGAUGAAAUACUUGAUACAGAUGAAUCUGAUUCAUCACAAAAUUUUGAGGCAUGUAUUUCUCAAGAUAUUGUAAAAACAUUUUUUGGAAAUGAUGAAACUUCACAAAAAGAACAAUCACUAGCUGUAAAGAAUGUAAAAAUCAAACAACCCAACAAUCAAGCUAUGACCAGUGAUAUAAAAAAAUCUAAAUGCCAAACAAACAGGAAAGAGAAAAAGAUUGUUAAAAGAUUUCCUAAUAAACCAGUUAGAAGUAAAGAUCUUGAAAAUAACACUAAUGAUUUUAUAAAUUUGAUAAAACAAAGACUGAUAGGAAAACUAAACAAUUUUGAUGAAUAGAUUGGACGUGUUUUAACUUGUAACAUUUGUUAUUAGUAGCAUACAAUUUAAUUAUAAUAUAAUUUAAUAUUAGAA